Messenger RNA from Acaulospora colombiana, 187 nucleotides. Lineage: Eukaryota; Fungi; Glomeromycota; Glomeromycetes; Diversisporales; Acaulosporaceae. The record is from the annotation of a GenBank genome assembly.
UUACCCGAAUACUUCGAUCGUAAAGCGUCAGAUUGUGAUAUUAUCAGAUUCCUCAAUGAAUGUAACCUAGAACCUUAUACGAAAAAAAUAGAUUAUUAUUUAAAGUCUCUUUUGGUUAUUGCCAACACAGAAGAUGGUCAAAGGCGUUUAAAAGCACAGGAACUCCUCGAUCUUUACAAGCAGGAAA